Cyphellophora attinorum is the source of this 894-nucleotide messenger RNA. RefSeq lists its product as uncharacterized. The coding region runs from base 1 to 894 and encodes 297 amino acids. Lineage: Eukaryota; Fungi; Ascomycota; Eurotiomycetes; Chaetothyriales; Cyphellophoraceae. The transcript has a single exon. The record is from RefSeq and is a predicted model, not a curated record.
AUGGCACCAGCAUACUCCAAGCCAGUCUCCUUCUUCGACUGCAUCCUCGAAAAGUGUCGGGAGUACUGGAAGCAGCCUAACGGCCAACUGAAACAUCAAACGGCUGGUCCGGGCCCCGAUCUCGAUCCAAGCGUGAUACACGAUAUCAUACUAUAUCGCGGAACAUUCAACCCUCCUCACGAAGCCCACAAAGCUGCAUUCUUCGUCGCCAAACAGCAUUCUGGCUUGGAAAUCAGUGCUGCGCUGCUUCUCGCAAAGAGGGACGAUUGGGUCAGGGAUAAGCUGAGUCGUAAGCUGGAGGAUGGACCACAGAUCCUCUUUGAGAAGGGCGCACGCUUUGAUCUCUGGGAGGAACACAAUAUCGCGGACUCUUGGUAUCGUGUUGUGGGAGACACGGACGGCAUACACUGGCGCAUCCGAAAGAAGCUUAGGAAGAAGGGUGUGAGGAUCCGCUGGGUGCACAUUGUAGGCCCAGAAUACCUAGACGAGCCGAACUUCAUGCAUGAGUUCGGCGUUUAUCAUGAAGUUCUCGUCUGCAGCAAUGACAGUCGUCAGCCGUUCUUCGACCCCGAUGGAGGACAGCCGAUAAAGCUGGAGGAUGCUCUCGGUGAGUGGGAGCUGGAUGUACGCGCCCAAAGCAUGAAUGCGUCCGCUGCCGAUGACAUCAAAGUAUGGGUCACGAAGAUGAAGGGAGGAGGAGAGGCCAGAUAUAUCCAGUUCGCUGGAGGCCCAAGAAGAGAGAUGAGCUCAACAAUGAUCCGGAAGAUCCUCAAGGCUGAAGAUAAGGACGCGGCAGCCCGAUCUCCUGUGAAGGACAUGGCUCUGAAUGCGAGAAAGAUUGCGUUGGGCUUGGUCAAAUGGACUUGGUACACCGGGGAAGGCGACAACUCGUGA